GUUAAAAGGAAAAAGUGGCAAACACCACUUUCUGAUUUUAAGGACUAAAACUCGGGCUUGUUUGUUCCUGUUUCAAGCAUGAUUAUCAUGCUCUGCAUCUUUCUCUCUCACUCCCUCUUUUCUCGUCCGAAAAACAGAGCAUCGGCUCUCACCUUUCUCUCUUGCUCCACCGGCCACCAGGCAGCACCACAUCACCUCCCACACCUUCAAGAAGAUCGUGCGCAGCUGCAGGAGGCGGCCUUGCGCUGCAGAACCACCGGAGACGACGGCGGAGGCCGAAAAACCCGUUUUUGUUCCAAGCUUGAUAACUCGAGCUACCGGCGAAGAAACCUUCCCAAACUUCACCCACAGGUUCGCCUUGACCUUCCAAAGCUCCCAGAACCUCCCUUUCACGGCGGCGUUGCCUCUGGAAGCGGCUGGAACUCGAACCCGGUUGCGCCGAAAACUUCGAUCAGAAGGAAUCGAGGCCUGAGGUUGCAGUUUUUACGUCGAACUAGGAGCUCGCCGGUUUCUGGGUUUUUUCCGGCCAACCCGACUGGUUUGAGGUGAUUAACGGUUUUUACUUGGGCGAGCGAGUUUUGGUGUGAUUGUGAAAGUGAAGACGCAGCGGGAUGAGAGGUGAGUAAACCUCACGUGGAUCUUAUUAUGAUUCGAGUACCUUCAAUUAAUUUAUGUUCUGUGAUAAUUGUGUGAAAAUAUUUAUGGAAUAAAUAUUUGUUUUAAAGCAUAUGGACUUGAUCACCUACGGUCCAUAGGUAAGUAAAAUGAUUUAUUUAUACAAAAUGAAUUUCCCGAUUUUCUUGUGUGAACUAUAGUUGGUAUUAGUGGUCACUUCUGAGUGGGUGAUUACGUAUAUAUAUAUUUACUUGAUUUUAUACAAAAUUGGUGUGACAUUGAAGAAUGUGAAAUUGAGAUGUGACGUACCAUAUUUAUAUUUGAUGAACUUGAUUGAUGAGUUCUUGUUGAUAUUCAUGAUUUAUAUUGGAGGAAGUAUAGAGUGGAGAAUGUAGGGUUCUGAGGACGGGGAUGUCCGAAGAGCGACGGUUAUUUAUUAACCUGAGUGUUUGUGUUCUGAGGACGGGGAUGUCCGAAGAGCGACGGUUUAUUAUUAACCGCAGUAUUUUGUUCCGAGGACGGGGAUGUCCGAAGAGCGACGGUUUAUUAUUAACCGCAGUAUUUUGUUCUGAGGACAGGGGAGGUCCGAAGAGCGACGGUUUAUUAUUAACCGCAGUACAUCGCAUUACUUAAGCCUAGGCCAAGGUGACAGGUAGCGAUAUAGUUAGAGCUCUAACGUAUGGUCAAGAUGGACCGAAGUGGUGUUAUGGGAGUUGGGUGUUGUAGGACCAGUGUGGUGUAUUGUGAUUUGAGGAUUGUGAAAAUGUAUUCCUUGUGGCUUUCCAUGAGUGGUUUGAUGUCUCUUUGCAGACGUAUUACUGUUGGAUUUUUACUUGAUUUGUAAGAAUUAUAAUUUAAUAAAUCAACAGUUCCUUCUUGUUUACUCAUAUGGGCUGUCAUGGCUUACCGGGUUUGGUGUUGUUGCAUUCCCGGUACACGAUUCAUA
Molecule: messenger RNA, 1561 nt
Organism: Rosa chinensis
Lineage: Eukaryota; Viridiplantae; Streptophyta; Magnoliopsida; Rosales; Rosaceae
Exons: 3
Coding region: 79-549 (156 amino acids)
Source: RefSeq, a predicted model, not a curated record